Molecule: messenger RNA, 329 nt
Organism: Williopsis jadinii
Lineage: Eukaryota; Fungi; Ascomycota; Saccharomycetes; Phaffomycetales; Wickerhamomycetaceae
Product: NADH dehydrogenase [ubiquinone] 1 beta subcomplex subunit 7
Exons: 1
Coding region: 44-274 (76 amino acids)
Cellular component (GO): mitochondrion
Source: RefSeq, a predicted model, not a curated record
CAGCAGAGAACAUCACAUUCAACGCCGUUAUUGAUCAACAGCGAUGUCAUUCCCAGAGCCGCUUACUCACGAAGAACACAAGAAGUACGGGAUUCCGCUUGAAUACCGUGACCGCUGUGCACGUUUGCUCGUGCCAUUGAAAAAGUGCCGUAAGGAGAACCUGUACAUGCCAUGGACUUGUCAAGAGGAGAGACAUUCGUAUGAAAAAUGUCAGUACGAAGACUUCAAGAGACGUGUUAAGGAGAUGGAGGCGUUGAAGUCGAGUGAUGCUUAGAGCUUCUGGCUUAGUUUCGUCUCUCUUUGGCGUUGUUCGCUCCAUGAAGGUUUAU